Messenger RNA from Sphenostylis stenocarpa, 606 nucleotides. Lineage: Eukaryota; Viridiplantae; Streptophyta; Magnoliopsida; Fabales; Fabaceae. The record is from the annotation of a GenBank genome assembly.
AUGGAAGGACAUGAUAGUUGGAAUGCUGUGGAGUGCCUCAGAGGGAGAUUACUUGCAGAGAGACAGGCUUCAAGGGUUGCCAACGAACAAGCAGAAUCAAUGUGCAACAAGCAGUUUAAUGAGCUGGAAAAGAUGCUUAAAGAAGAGAUAAAACUAAGAGACAAAGCAGAAAGAAAGCUUAAGCUUUUAAAGAAGAAGCUUGAAUGUUUCACCCCAUCAUGGCAAAAACGUCAUGCGGGUGAGAAAUGUGAACAUUUUUGUGGAUCAUCUUUAUGUAGUGCGGCUUGCACUUCUAGAGAUUCAGAAGCAAAUGAGACAAAAGCUCAUACAGUUAAUCCAGCUUUGUUAGAAAAUGAAGUCCACAACCACAAUGUGGCACAAGAACAUGUACUUGUUCAGACUCACAACAGUCCAUUUACUACCAAAGAUUGUGAUUCUCUGUUAAGUGAUGAUACUUCAAGUUGUGAUUCAGACCUAUGCAAGACUCCAAAUCAGAGCCCUGAUAAUUUGAAGAAGGAAGAAAACAGGCUUUCAGUUUCAAGCUCAAAAUCGAGCCCUGUUCAAGCUCCACCCGAAAUUAUUAGUCAUAAUCCGAAUCCAAGAUAA